This is a messenger RNA of Mytilus trossulus (common blue mussel), 3897 nucleotides long. Its product is annotated as serine/threonine-protein phosphatase 6 regulatory ankyrin repeat subunit B-like. The record is from RefSeq and is a predicted model, not a curated record. Lineage: Eukaryota; Metazoa; Mollusca; Bivalvia; Mytilida; Mytilidae. The transcript is spliced from 24 exons. Gene Ontology annotation, molecular function: protein binding. Bases 303 to 3767 code for a protein of 1154 amino acids.
GUAAAAACAAAAACACAUGAUUUUCGAAGCUGUCAGAAAAAAACCCAUCUAAAUGAGAGUCAACAAAUUGUCACACAUAUUUUAUUCGACGAAAUUAGUUUUUAUCCAAUGAAAGAUAGAGUUCUGCAAAGAAUCAAUCAGCUUCACAAAAUCAAGUGCUCAACAUGAUCAGGUAAACCAUUUACCAUGUUGGAAGUUGGAAGUCAUGGAAAAACAAAUAAGAAGAAACAAAUCAUGUAGUGCUAGUAUUGUAAAUAAGAGUGACAUUUUUCGGGAAAGCCUGUUUCAAACAUAGAUAACAUAUGUCUACGUUAGGAAAUAUCAUUCCAGAAAAAAGUUUGGUAGACAGAAAGAGAUCAAAUUUUACAAAAUCUCUAGAUCUUGGUGGUGUACAGUCUAUUGAUUGUGGAGGUCCAAAAGAUCGUGAGGACAUCGAAGACUUUAGUAAAUCUGUUCAUGUUCUAAGACAAAAUGAUGGUAAAUACAAAAUUCACAACAAUCAGAAAACUCCUGUUGAUAAAAGCACUCACAGCAAGACUGUUAAGACUUCACUAAGACAGUAUUUUCAAUGGUUAAAAGGAGUGAAAUUGUCAAAAGAUAAAAAGAAACUAAAAACAAAUCAAGAGCAUGCAAAUUGUAAUGAAACUAAUUCUAGUUGCUCAUUAGUGAUUGGUGGAAAUUUGGAAACUGGAGAGCAGUGUACAUGCUCAAAGUUUCAUUACCACACGUUUCAAAAUCGAACUUUUUUCUUGCCAGUAGAAAUAUCGGAAAAUACUGAAAAACAUUUUGCAUCUAGAGUAGAAUUCGUUGAAGCAAACCAAAGAUAUUUGAAUGUUUGCAAUACGUUUUGGCGUCCAGCACUAUCAUUAAACCAACAGCGUUUCUCUAAUCGUAAAAUUGGUAUUGGAAAUCUCAUUGAAUUUGAAUCUCUAUGGCCAGAAGAGUCCAGUCUGAAAUCUUUGUUAACAGAUGGAUUACAGAAUACAGCAUUAUGUGACGCCAUAUCUGAGCUAGCUUUGCUGGCUGUUGUUUGUGGUCCUGUUCAAUUACUAGAAUCUCUUAUUAGCUCGUCUCUUGUUAGACUAGAUUGUCAUUUGGAAGAUGGACAAGGAUUACUACACUAUGCCUGUUUAAUGAGGAGACCACAGUUGAUUACCUAUCUAACCAAAUCUGGAAUAAUGCCUGAACUCCCUGAUAGGAGAGGAUAUACAGCUGAUGAAACAUGUUUUUGUCCAAAGAUUUGGAGGCACCUACCAAAUAAAUACCACAUCAACACAAGUGUUUGUCCAUCUUAUGAGACUUUGAUUGUUCCCAGUUUCCAUGAUAAAUCAGUGCUUUUCAGAAUGGCUCAAAUGACAGGAAAUGUUUACGAAAUACAAAUGAAUCUACAGACUUUAAACUUUAAUGUGAAUACAGAAUGUAAUACAGAUGGAGAUUUCUUGAUCCAUGUAGCUGUAAGGGGAGGACUAUGUCAACUACCACUGAUUAUGACUCUAGUAAGGAUACAACAUGCUGAUAUUGAACUCUGUAAUUCAAAGGGCAUGACCCCACUUAUGAUUGCAGCUCAAUCUGGGAACAGCAUAUUAUGUGAUUUAUUGAUUUGUGUUCAAGGAGCUGAUCCUAACAAAGUUAAUGUAGAAAAUGGAAGAAGUGCUCUUCAUUACGCUGCACAGAACUGUCAUGAAGAUGUUGUCAGCUGUCUGAUUAAGAGGGGAGCUGACAUAAACCAAGAAGACUACCAUGGCUGUCUCCCUGACAACCUUCCCACAAUGCACAAGUACUACACAUCUGCUGAUUGCAAUGAAAUAAUUUGUCAGCGACGGAAGCAAAGACGAGAAACUCUGGUUGACAUUGUUAUAAAUGGGCAGAUAACUACAGAUGACCUUGUAGAAAGUGAUUUAUGUUGUGUUGAUGAUGAGGGUUAUACAAUUAUCAUGUUAGCAGCUAGAAAUAACAGGAUAGAAAACCUGAAGGAACUGUUAGACUUUAGUCUAAAGUCUGUAGAUGCACAGUACUCUAAUAAUUCCAAAAAGGACAGUAUGAAAGAGAUUGGAAUGACAGCUUUAUCUAUGGCAGCCAGUAUGGGAAAUAAAGAUAGUGCAAGACUGUUACUUUUGAAGGGAGCUAAUCCAUGCAUUGCUGACAUCAGUGGUUAUCUCCCCUUACACCAUGCUGUGAUACAGAAUGAUGAUGAUGUUGUUGAAGUCAUUCUAGACUUUUUUCCUUUGACUUAUAAGGGACUAAAGAAAGGGUUAGAUUUAUGCAACAGUCCUGUUUUACAAAGAAAAUUAAAGCAAGCACAUCAGAGAAGACAGGAUGAGAUUGUCUCUCCUGGAUUACUUGAGUUUACUAUGGAAGGCAAUGCUGACAAGCUGUACUGUUUAUUAGAGGAAGGAGAUGUGGUUGAUACAAAGAGUGCAUUUGGUAGUUGGCCAUUGUACUUAGCAAUAGAAAAUGGAUAUUAUGAUGUGGUCACACUUCUGUGUGAGAAAGGAGCUGAUCUGAGAAAGCGCCACCUAGCUACAGGAAAUACUGUUCUGCAUUUAGCUGCAAGCCUAGGUCGUUUAGAUGUUUUAGAGUUCCUGUUAAACUUCUGUAAGCCUCAAUAUGGAGUUGAUGUGGGAAGAUUCUCAGGGAGUUCCAAAAAGAGGCUCAGUGUCAAUGCUUUGAAUGGAUCUGAUAGGACAGCUCUACAGUUAUCAGCAGACAAAGGUUUUCUGAAACCUGUCAAAUGUUUAUUGAACCAUGGAUCAACAACAGCCCUUCUGGAUGCCAAUGGUAACCUAUUUUCUGUGCCUGAAUAUGAAGGUGUUUGGAGUGAAAUACUAUCACACAGACAGAGACAUACAGAUCUGGUCAUGAAUUUGAUAGAAAAAGAUUCAAAACAAAAUAUUGAAAAACUGAAAAAGGCUUGGGUGCCAGGGUUUGAUCAUAACCUUAGAGAUCACCAUGGUAACACUCCACUAAUGGUAGCAUGUAAAGUUGGCAAUGUUGAUGUAGUUCUGUUCCUGUUACAGUCUGCUGUUUACCCACAAUCCUUUGCGGAAGAUGAUAGCCUCUUAGAGGACAACUCAGAUAAUGAUUCUGGAGUUCUGGAUACUGACUCUGUAAGAACUGGUAGUCAGGAAGGUGAACCUCAAUGUACUUAUUAUCCAGUUGUGAGAAACUCUCCAGUAAUGAGAUCUGAAGUGGUAGAAAGCAGAAAAGUUGAGUCUUUACUACAAGAUAUUAGUCGCCCAUUAGGACUAUCUAUAUAUCAUGAUGGAUUUAUCAAUCAUAUAUGUGCUGUUAAUUCCAUGGAUGGUUCCACUGCAAUACAUAACUGUUUACUCAAGGGAGAUAACUUCAGAAUAAUGGAGUUGUUACUAAAAAUAGAUCCCAAUGAUAUGACUGUCAACCUUCAAAACAUCUCAGGGUUUACCCCUUUACAUUCAGCCUGCCAGUUAGAAAGGAGGAAAUGUACAGACAUUCUUGUUAAUUGUUCAGAGACUGAUUUAAAUAUUCCGACCUUGGAUGGAAAACUGGCAGAAGAAAUGACCAAUAACAAAAACAUUAUUAAAAUAGUUCAGAGGGGCCGAAAGGGGCAUCCUGUCAGAUCUAAGCCAUCCUCAAAGUCUCGUUCCUCUUCUGUUACAAAUGCUUCAAUAUAUUCACAGCCAUUGCAGUCAGAAGCUCAGUCUACCAUCAAUUUAGAGAAAGUACAUUCCCGAUUUGAAGCCAUGAAGCUUAAUUUACAUAAAAUUCAACAUCAGGAACUAAUUUCAUAAUAAUCUGAACUUGAGUACAUUUAUUACAUAUUUUCUUUUUAAGAUUGUUUUGUAGGAUAUCAGUUAUUGAACAAUUGGUUCAAUUGCUUAGUUAUGCAAUUUAUUUAUAUUAAUAAAGAAGGUUUUUUUA